AUGGCCAGUUCCGAGGACAUAAGUCCCGAUAUUAAUGAGUCUUCAGUGACGAAAACUCUUGACACCAUUUUAAUAAACAAAGAUCGGCCGGAAUCGACUCUGAAAUCUCAAAAAAGGCGAAACAGGCCCUCAUUUGUUUGCAUCAACUGCAAGAAAAAGAAGAUCAAGUGUGAUAAGAGAUUACCGUGUUCCAAUUGUUUGAAGUCACAUCUGGCAGAUUCAUGUCAUUAUCGUCAUUCAUCCGCCAAGCACCCUCCGUUGAAAGAUAGUAUAGGACGUGGAAGGGCCUUUGAGGGACGAACUGCCCUCCAGAGCGGAACUUUAACCCAGCAAUUGCCUUUGUUUUCAAAUUAUCCUAGUACUCGGUCGUCCAACGGCUCAUCGGAUCUUGAGGUUAUUCGUGAACCCAAAAGCCUAACGAGUAGCCAAACAGAGGGCCCUUCUUUGCAAACUGAUGUUGAAGAGUUGAAAACCAGGGUGGUUUUCCUUGAGGAAGCGUUACGUAACAAGAAUGAGCAAUUACGCUCCGACAAUUCAUCUUUGACCAGCGAAGAUGACGGAACGAACUCUGUUUUUUCAGUGAAAUCAAGCAAACUGAAGCUUAACUGUAUUUAUGCGAAGAAAUCCCGACUUUUAGUUUUCGGAUUUGCCUCCUUCAGAACAUCCAUUGCCCACCAGAAAGAACUGACUUUCUUUUUACAUCAAUUCAUCGACAGGUUAACACAGGAAAGAAAACAUUGGAAGGAUAGCCGCAGAAUACCAUCGAAAUCCGCAAUAUUUGGUUUGAAGGGAGACGAAGAAAGAUUUGCUCAGGAAAUUGAGGCCAAAGUUUUGCGUCAUUACACAGCUAUGCUUGACUUAAUUGAUUACUUCGACGAGCAUCUUAACAACUUUCUGAUGAAUCAACUGAUUGACAUCAUACAAGUAAAGUCCCGUUUUCACACAAUGUUCGUGCGAGAUGAGCAUGGUAAAGUUCAUUUUGUCAAACCGGAAAAACCUUAUGAGUACUCCAAUCUAGCCAUGAUCUUCGCAAUUGUCAAGCUUUCAGUUAUAUUCAUCAACUACAAGGAAUUGAGCGAACAAAAAGAUAAGCACUUAUUUGAUCUCAAAGAGUCUUUCACAAUUUUGGAUGAAUGUUGUCAAGCUUCUCUCAAUCUUUCUCGGUUUGACAAAAAGCAAAAUAUUAACGUUUUACUUGCACUGCUAUUACUGAGAAUAUCUCUGCUAUAUAGUGCAGUCGAUGGAGACGGUGGUGAUGGUGCAAAUUUGCUCCCUGUUAUUCAUACCGCAGUGUCCACUGCUUUACAGAUGGGGUUGCACAGAUCUUUGGACUCCAUCAAUGCAAUUACCGGAAAAGCAUCGUCUGCCACAGGGUUUUCACAUUCGCCAAACAUUUGGAGCAAAAUCUGGGCGCAGCUCAAGUUUCUGGAUGCUUUUGGCUCGCUGACUGUUGGGACUCCGCUUCUAGUGAAUGACGAUUUCGCCGAUAAUAGGGAUGCUCAAGAUGAGCACCAAAGUUAUUUCAUGCCUGAGAGGGACAAGAUUACUCGCGAUCUUACAGAAUUAUACCGAGAAGCUUCGCUGGUCUUUAAUUCAAACCGUCCUGUCUCUCUAAAUGAGAUGGUACUAACGAUAAUGAAAAUCAUUGAAUUUGGGAAAUCAAUUGGUACUUUUUUGGACUUGAUUAUGGUACCAACUGAAGACUCGGACAUUGUGGCUUGGAAAGUGAAUACCAAGUUUUAUUUUUUAGAGCUGGUGCAGGGUCUAUGCACGAAUUUGAGACUGGUUAUAUCAAACCAAAAACUGCUAAAACAGGAAUUGAAGGGACGAGAUUUACGAUAUGAUGAGAUCAAACUAUUGGAAUUGUUGGAUCAAAGAUUACUCACUAUCUCACUGAAAUGUGCACUUCUAUCGUAUAUUCUCGUGAACAAAAUAUUACGUGGCGAAUUGGAAAUCGCAAAACCGAAAUAUGUGGUUUACUUCAAGCCUCAAAUGACUGCUCUCGUGCUGCGAAGUUCGUUGACAUUUGCUACUUCGAUUUCCAGCAAUUGCACAAAUUCUAACCAAAAUAUUGACGCAUCUGAUCUAAUCAGAUUUGACAGCAUCGAUUAUAAUUCUCUUGAGUUAAGCCUAGCCGAUACACUUCAUGAAGACUCAUUGCUCGACGAUAUCAUGGCCAAAUUCAAACAUCCAAAACAGCUUGUGAAAUGUCUUUGUGAAUUUUAUCAAAGUGUUGCAGAUAUUGAUGAGCUCAGCGGAGAUUAUGGUUUCUUUUGUUGCUUCAAGCUCACUUUGAUGCUUUGUUUCGCCAUUGAUUCGACUAACAAAGUGUGUAGUGAACAGGAAAAAGGCGAAAAGUCACCAGAGAAUUUUAAAAUUAACAUAACAAGCAUCGCAAAGAAGACCAAAGAGAUGAUUGAUGCCAAUUUGACUUUGGGAGCUACCGAAAGAAACUUACCAUUCUUUCAAAGUCAAGAAAGUCUCGACACAUAUAUAAACAACUUAUUCAGCUCGGACGUGAACUUGAAUUGGUCUCGAAUUGAUGCAGGCCCGGAACUCUAUGGAUUGCCUUGGAAUGGAAUCGCUGUUGAUGAUGCUCAGAAAACCACUGCUAACAUGGGAGACCCAAUUGGAAACAUCUACGGUCAAAAUGUAGAUGAUGUUGAGUUCAGUAAUCGAUCAUACCAGGUUUCUUUCUGA
Molecule: messenger RNA, 2700 nt
Organism: Ogataea haglerorum
Lineage: Eukaryota; Fungi; Ascomycota; Pichiomycetes; Pichiales; Pichiaceae
Exons: 1
Coding region: 1-2700 (899 amino acids)
Biological process (GO): regulation of DNA-templated transcription
Molecular function (GO): zinc ion binding; DNA-binding transcription factor activity, RNA polymerase II-specific
Source: RefSeq, a predicted model, not a curated record